AUGACUAUGAGUUCACAAAGGAUAAGUGACCAAGUUAGAGUGAUCCGUUCAAGAAAAUUUCUAUCUGAAGUGGAAACAGAAAAUAUCAAAAUAGUAGUAUCUGAACGAUUAGGAAUGGUGCAAAUUGAAAAUGAAGAGCAGCCAACAGAACCUUUUCUAGAAAGAUCGAUGGCAAUAGAGGCAGCUCCUCCAGAAGAAGAAGACAAAGACAUUGACAAACUAGGGGAAUCAUUAUUAUCCCAGCAUGUGAUUUAUGAGGGGAUACCGCUUGAUGAUAGACCAAUCCUCUCAAAGAUUCCCUAUAGCUUCAAAUCACGGUUGACUGUGAAUCGGGUUAAUGAGGCUCUGAGUAGAAUUAUUGUAGAUUACCCAGAAAUGACUGUCGAAGCUGUUUGUCAUUGGGCCUAUGUUGCAGCUAGUGUCAUUAUUAUUGAACUUGGCUUGGAAAAACAUGGAAAAAAGAAAGAUAAAAAUCAUACAAAACUUCCACGCUGGCAGAGAAGAUUGCAAAAUAAAAUAGCUUCGCUCAGGGCAAAUAUUGGAGUCAUAACGAGUUAUAUCAGGAACCCCGUUGGAGCAAAACAGAGAGCCGUGUCUCCUAAGCACUCCUGUUCUCCUAAUACCAAACUGGUGAAAACUUGA
Messenger RNA from Nezara viridula (southern green stink bug), 642 nucleotides. NCBI's taxonomy places the organism in Eukaryota, Metazoa, Arthropoda, Insecta, Hemiptera, Pentatomidae. The record is from the annotation of a GenBank genome assembly.